Molecule: messenger RNA, 1933 nt
Organism: Folsomia candida
Lineage: Eukaryota; Metazoa; Arthropoda; Collembola; Entomobryomorpha; Isotomidae
Product: poly(A) RNA polymerase, mitochondrial
Exons: 7
Coding region: 143-1855 (570 amino acids)
Biological process (GO): mitochondrial mRNA polyadenylation
Molecular function (GO): poly(A) RNA polymerase activity
Source: RefSeq, a predicted model, not a curated record
GAAAGAAACCCAUGUUCACGGAAUGUUCUCAUGGAACUCAUUUUCAGUUACGGCUUCAAUUCAUAAAGCACUUUCUUGAAAUUUUGACAAAUAACGAGUUGUGAGGUCACGAGCCUAACUGAUUGUCAACGUUUGGAAGGAAAUGUCGAUAUUUCGUAAAUUCCCAAGUGCCCUGAGAUUUAGUACCAGUAGAAAUAACAACGUGCCGCACUACCAUCACAAUCGAAAUAGUAGCAGCAAUUUUACGAAUUCAACAAAGUUUGAACAUUAUUUGAAUUUGCGUAGGAGUCAGGCAGAAAAAUCUAUAUUGAUUCAGAUUAAUGGAUUAAGUGCAUGUCCCCAGGUGAGGGAUCACCUAUCCAGUAAAUAUGGUCCAUUAUUGUCAGUUUACCACUACAGUAUUCCAAGUAAAGGAAAGUCUGGGCCACCGGCAUGUCCUAUUGCACCAACGGGGGGUGAAUUCCACUGGCUAUUGGCUGAAUUUGAACGCAAAGAAGACUUUGCAAAGGCGAUAACAUCAUGUGGAAAUGUAGAAGGGACGGUGCCAUACACGUCACCCAUGACCUGGUUCAAAAACUCAACUGCAAGUCAGAAGGAUGACAGAAAAUCGACAAUAGGAACGAAGGGAAAGAAGAAGACUACAAGUGAAGUUUCUCGAGAUAUGGAUGGUAUCGAGUCGGAGAAGCUGAUUGCAUGUACGAGUCUAGAUUUUGGUACCGGAAAUAAUUUAAACCAACAAUUGGGAAUCUUGGAGAAGUCGUUACGAUUGUCAGAUCUUGGAAUUAGACUUAGAUUUCUUAUUGCACAUCAACUCGAAUUCACACUCCAGUCUCUGUUUCCACAAGGGUGUGUUCUGCCAUUUGGUUCAACUGUUUCUGGAAUUGGGAGACAAUCUGGGGAUUUGGAUUUAGUACUCUUGCCAGACAAGAAUGAGAUUUUUUCGUCUAGUCAAGGUGAUGAGGCCAAGGAGACUGAAAACAAGUUAAUGCUUCAAUCAAAAAUGCAUACGAGUGGAAACAGUUCCAAUGCUAGAUUUCAGGUUCAGAGGGUAAUGGAAACGAUUGCAGAUAUAAUUCAGUUAUGUACACCCGGCUGUACCCACGUCCAAAGAAUACUUCAAGCAAGAAUACCUAUUCUGAGGUUUUGGAGUGAUUACACAGAGCUUCAAUGUGAUUUGUCUAUGACAAAUGCGAGUGGAGUACACAUGUCCGAGCUCAUUUAUAUAAUGACUAAACUGGAUUCAAGAUUCUCGACCCUCUUAUUUGCCAUUAGAUCUUGGGCAUCAGCAAGAAAGAUAACAAAUCCCGUUCCUGGUCGACAGCCCACAAAUUUCAUGUUUGUAUUGCUGUUGAUGUAUUUUCUACAACACAAGAGCAUUCUUCCAACCUUGGAUAUUUUGUUUAAUAAUCCUGAUGCAUCAGACCUGCGGAUAACUACCGAUGGAAUAGACUGCACAUUUUUACGACGGACUGACAAAAUUUCAAAACAUUUUAGUCCUCAAUGUCAAACAGAGUCAGUGGCCGAACUGUUAUUUCAAUUUUUUGAAUUCUACUCGGAAUUUGACUUCAACACCAAAGGGGUCUCAUUAUUAACUGGAAGUGCUUGGGGAAAGCCAGACGCAGGACCACUGUACAUUCAAAAUCCACUUGAAAGACACCUUAACGUAGCGAGAAAUGUAUCAAAGGAGGAGGUUACCAGAUUUAAAAGCGAAUGCUGCUCAGCUCUGUGGAAAUUAGAAACAGCUUCUUCAGACAAACAUCAAGUUUCUCUUAAAGAUCUCUUGCUUACCCCAGUGUACGAUUCGAGACGACCAGAAGAGAAUAGAAUUAAGAUCAAAGAGUUAUUUUCAGAGUGACAAAAUAUGUAGUAAUUCUUGUUUUUCUAUGCAAUUGAAACGGAAUAAAGAUCAUUUUCCUAGAUUUUCACAAAUAAA